GCCGAUUGUUGUAGACGAGUACAGUACGCAUUUAUUUUGUUUCGGUGUAAAUAAAAUCAGUGAUUUAGUUUAAACACAAUUAGAUAAUCAACUCAAAAUACACGUUAGAAGUAGGGUUGUUCUUGUUUCAAAGCACCCCAGUUACUUGUGUUAUAAUCUCACGAAACUGAAAUAAGGCAUGAGUGGAUCAGUGUAUGCGCUCAGCUGUAACUAUCAUGGAUAAAAAAAAGAUAAAUAGAAGAGGAAAGCGACUAGAAUGCCCCAUCCUGACAGCAGCGGCGACGCCCCUAGCCCCUCGCGUGGAGUGCUCCGCCUUCGGCUGCCGCAACUCUGAACGCGACCAUCUCAGCUUCCAUCCGCUGCCACAAGAUCCUGACACGUGCAGUCAAUGGCUCAAGCUUAUCAACAGACAAGACCUCACCGACAAGCCUGGCUCCGGACAAGAUGCCAUGGUGUGCUCCAUACAUUUCCUACCUGAACAAAUUGUCAACGGAGUAUUGGUUCCUAACGCUCUACCGUCGUUGCAACUGCCUAAAACGAAACAUCAGUUUGUACUAGACGGUUCUGCAGACUUGUCGUCAGUACCACUGAAAACUGAAGAUGAUAUCGAGAUCGAAAUCAAAUUUGAACCAGAGGCUCCUCCAGUCUGCACCUUUGUCGAGAAAACACAACCAUCACCGGACCAGGCUGAAAUUAAAAGUAAACCAAACAUACAAGUGUUUCAUCAUACAACACAAACAGGAAACAGUACAGGCCAAAUGUCAGUUCAACCACAAGUCAACACAGCACCAAUUCUAUUUUCAAAAUUAACUAAUCAGACUCCAGGAUUUAUCAUACUACCUCAACAUACUCCAAUACUUGUACCAAUUAACGUAACACAAGUACCAUUUAACGUAAAACAAGCAUUAUUAAACGCAACACAAACAUCAGUUAACGCAACACAAAAAUCAUUGAACGCAACACAAACAUCAGUGAACGCAACACAAACAUCAGGGAACGCAACACAAACAUCAGGGAACGCAACACAAACAUCAGUGAACGCAACACAAAUACUAUUCAACGCAGCACAGAUACCAUCCAACCCAUUACAAAUAUUAAACCCAACGCAAAUAUCAUUUAAUCCAACACAAAUAUCACUGAAUGCAAAAAAAGUACCAAUCAAAACACAAGUGCCAUAUCAAGAAAAUAGACUAAAAAUUAUUAAAAUACACAACAAACCAGAGUUGCCAGAACCAACUUAUUUAGACCACCAAGUCAAUAUUGGAACUCAGACUGAUAUCAGAGAAGCAUUCUACAGAAAAGCAACGUAUUCCGCUGUAGAACAUAUUGAUAUGCCACCUACUAAAGAUAAUCAACUAGCAGAUAUAAAUAACAGAUCAAUCGCUUCUCAAACUACUCCAGAAUUAGUAGAAGUAUUUAUUGAAGAUGUUAAACAGAAGCUUGGAAAAGAAUUAGAUGAAGCCAAUAAGAAGUUACAUGGAGCUGAAAACCCAACUAUGGAGAAGACACAGUUUCUAAAAGGAUGCGAUAAGUACUUAGAUGAGAAGAUAGCUAAUUUCGUUAAAUCUCAUGCUUAUCUGUCAAAUAAGUUUGUUGGAAAUAAGUACCCAAUGGAUUUUAAGAUGUUUGCACUCAAAUUGUAUUUAUGGAAUCCUAAAUCUUAUAAAUUCGUUGAGAAUUUCUUCGAUUUGCCGUCUAAAGAUGUUAUAAAACGGUUCAGAAUGCCGGUGAGAAGUGGAGUCAACCACAGCCUAAUGGAGGCUCUGAAAGUUAAAAUAGAUCAAAUGCCGAUAUUGGGUAGACAGUGUGUUGUGUGUUUUGAUGUUGUCCAGCUAAAAAAGAAUCUAUAUUAUGAUGUGGGACUUGAUUAUUUGUGUGGACUGGAAGAAAUAGAUGGCGUUGUUGGAGAGAAGCAAGCGGAGCAUGCUGUUUUAAUUGCAGUUCGAGGACUUUACACUAGAUGGAAACAACCUGUUUCCUUCGCUUUGGUGGCUGAGAAACGAAGUCAUCCAGAGAUACAAGCAUGGCUGCAUAAAACCAUAGAGUAUCUAUUCGAUAUGGGUUUAAAUGUAAAGGCACUAAUAACGAGCUUAGAUGAGGAAUUUCUAGAAUUUCCCAAAGAGCCUUAUUUUAAACUAAAAGAAAGAAAAAUUUAUAACAUAAUUGACUUUCCAGAUCUUUUAAAAACUGCUAGAGAUGAAUUAAUAGAAAAUGAUUUCCAUAAAGAUAGCUCUGUCGUUAAAUGGGAGCAUGUUCUAAAUGUCUACGAUUCUGAUAAGACACAGGAAUUGAAAGUACUGUCAAAUUUGACAGAAAAACACGUGAGACAUGACGAAGCGUCAAAAGAUGAUGUUAAAUUGGCGACGCAACUUUUUAGUAGCGAUUUAGCUGCUGCUAUGCAUUUUUAUGUAGUCGCUCGCUUGCAAAAUAAAGAAACUAAAGCUACAGUUCAAUUUAUGAACAAUAUGAAGGAAUUAUACGAAAUCUUGUAUUCAAAAAGUUUAUCAAACGCUUAUAGAGCAACGACUGCACAAAAUAAAUUCUUAAAGGAAAUUGUAGAGUAUUUCAACACAAUACAAAUAGUAGACAAGCAUGGAAAUGUUAUUGAAAGUAAAUUUGUCACUGGACUGAAAUUUACAGUCAAAUCUAUCAAGUCUUUGGCAGCAGAUUUAAAGAAAUCUAAUGUAAAUUAUUUACUAACAAAAAAUCUUAGUAAGGAUUUUAUGCAAGACUAUUUCAAAGAUGUCAAACGUGUAUCUGAGCUACCAACUCCUAUUGCAUUUACUAGAGGAUUCAGGAAACUAUUUUUGAGUAAUAUUUUGAAUAACACAAAAAAAACUGCGACUGGAGAUGAUAUGAUGGGAACUUUAGUAAAAAUAUCUGAAUAUGUAAAAUCAGAUAUGGAUAAAAAAGAGGAAACAGAUGAAGCUACAUGUUUAAGUAUAGGUAUCAAUGACUAUAAGAUUCGCUGGCCUUCAAAUGAGUACAUAGCUGGAUAUAUUCUACGCAAAUGUCUUGAAAAUCAUACAUGUGAGAAAGCUGUUAAAAAUAUAUGUGAUUAUUACAAUUUUGAGAAACAAAGCUAUGAUGUAUUGUUAAAAACAUUUCAGUUUUAUAAUAAUAAAAAUGUUGAUAAAUUAUGUAAUAUUCGGCCUCCGGUACAAUUGCUUGAAUUCGUUAAUUUAAUGGAAAAGAGAUUUAACGAAUAUUACUAUAGUGUGGAUAAAAAUAAUAUGAAUUUUGGUUGGAAUUUGUAUUCUAUUAUAGAGAAAGAUUCCUUUAAAAUGCCAUGUGAAUGUUUUCCUAAUAAGUUUUUGAGAAUAUUGUAUAUUCGACUUAAGAUAUUCAGUAGUGUUAAGGAGUAUAAAAGGAUUAACAAAACUAAAUUAUGAAUGCUUUGUUUAAA
Messenger RNA from Cydia strobilella, 3406 nucleotides. RefSeq lists its product as uncharacterized. Lineage: Eukaryota; Metazoa; Arthropoda; Insecta; Lepidoptera; Tortricidae. The transcript has 5 exons. The coding region runs from base 195 to 3392 and encodes 1065 amino acids. The record is from RefSeq and is a predicted model, not a curated record.